Molecule: messenger RNA, 1086 nt
Organism: Chaetomium fimeti
Lineage: Eukaryota; Fungi; Ascomycota; Sordariomycetes; Sordariales; Chaetomiaceae
Exons: 3
Coding region: 239-850 (203 amino acids)
Source: RefSeq, a predicted model, not a curated record
CCAGACCCAAGAGACUAAUUAUGGGUGGCGAGUCUAUGCCCGGUAAUUUAGUCGGCGGCCCCAGCUUUUGCACUGGUAGCAACACCCGGCUUGAGAGACGUUUACUUUUUCUUUUAUUAAAGAGAGGUCAUCGUGUCGCCUAUUCGGAUACCUAACCUUGUUCAACGUUCAUCCUUACCCCCUUCUGUUGCAGAACACUCAGACUCAAAGUUCUAGACUCCCAACUAUAACACCCACCAUGAAGAUGCAUUUUCCGCCUGCCCUCAUCUUGGGCUUUGCUUCCCUAGUCGCCAGUGUACCACUUGCAGCCCAAGCCGCACCGCGAGGUCUCCGAGUCGUUGGAGCUUCAGUAUUGGGCAGUGGGUGCCCCUACGGCACUGCUGAUGUCCACGCCGUCGACUCGAACACGGCGUUCGAGAUCAGGCUCUCGGACUAUGUUGUGAAGACUGGUCCGGGCACCAUGGCGUCCGACUGGCGGAAGAACUGCAAACUCACGCUGAACCUGGAAUAUGAUUCCGGCUUCCAGUUCUCCACGAUCAACGCCGACAUGAGGGGCUACGCCUUCCUCCCAGCCGGUGCUGAGGGGCAGUGCCUUAACACCUUCUCGUUCACUGGUGCCCAGGGAGAAGUCAACUACGGCAUCAACUUCAGGGGGGCGCGUGAAGGGGCGUUCUCGCUCUCGGCCAACUCAGAUGUGGUUUCUUGGUCGCCCUGCGGUGGGUCCACGGCCAUCUUGAACAUGAACACGCAAUGCUCCAUCUCGCCUACAAAGGACCGGGCACUCAUCGCGGUCGACCGCAUCAGCAGCAAACUUACGGUUCGCGUUGCCCUCCAAUGGAGGCAGUGUUGAGAUGGUGCGAGGUUGAGAUUUGGGAUAAUACAUUUUUGUCCAUGUGGGAUAUUACCCCUGAGUGGACAGAAACCCCUAAAGAUUCGGUGGUUGUGUUUUUUUGGAGUUUGGCAUGUUAGGGGAAUACAAAACUUUACCGUGACCUUUCUCAAGUAUUGAUGCUCAGUAAUCUGUAUUUGUGCGUUUCUUCGCGCUUCUAAAGCCUCGAGAGCCCGGUGGAAAAAAAAAAAAAAAAA